GGCGCCGGCUGGUGCAUCUUCGUGUACAACCUGUCGCCCGAGGCGGACGAAAGCGUGCUGUGGCAGCUGUUCGGUCCCUUCGGCGCCGUCACCAACGUCAAGGUCAUCCGAGACUUCACCACCAACAAGUGCAAGGGCUUCGGCUUCGUCACCAUGACCAACUACGACGAGGCGGCCAUGGCCAUCGCCAGCCUCAACGGCUACCGCCUGGGCGAGCGCGUUCUGCAGGUGUCGUUCAAGACCAGCAAACAGCACAAGGCCUGAGCUGCCCCCUCCCCGCCACCCCUUCCCCGGGCAGCAGAGAGAGAGAAAGAGAGAGAGAAGGGGCCCGAGAGAGACAGCCCAGGCAGGCGGACCCCAUUCCUGCGGAAGCCACAGGGUGAGCGCCGGGGCGGGGGGUCUGCGGGGAAGAGGGGCGCCCGGGGGCUCCCCGUCCAUCCGCCCCACCCCAUCCCCAGCUGGGCUUCACUCUCUCGUCUUGGUUUGGUUCAUGGUGAAGGUUUUUGUUCCUUUUUUUGGCUAAAAUGAAAGCAGAGACGAGCCCCCCAACCUCCCCUUCCACCACCCUCCGUAGGAUGGUUUGGGGGACACGGUGGGGGCCCCUCCCAGGCCCCUCGGCCCAGGCCUCCCUGACUGUCUUAAGUGGGUCUGGAGAGAGGGGGAAGGGAACUGGUUUAAAAAUCCCCAAAAUUAAAAAAAUGCAAAACGCGAAGAGGGGUGUGGACAUCCCUGGCUCCCAGGACCCCUGGGAGGGAGAAGGGAGCAGGGGGAGGGGCAGGGCCGGAAGCGGAAACAAAAUGGAGAAAAAAAGGGGGGUGGGAGGGGAAGAAAAACUCUAUUUUUGUAAAAAGGGCAAAAGACCUCGUGGAGAAUUUUUACUGGGGAUUCUUGAACUUGAAAAAAAAAAAAUCACAAAAAAAGACAAAAAAAAACAAAGAAACUAUUUUGGCAGGUUAUGUUUACCACUGGGGCACGGGCAGGGCCGAGGGGCCACAGGGCCACACGGGGCUCCGCACUCACACCACAGGGCCAGGCGCAGACGCGCACAGACACACCUGGAGACACGUUGAGGAGCUCAGGGGACAGACCCAGAGGAGACAGGCUUGGGUGACACUGGUGUGGACACGGGCGUGCAGACGGAGUCUGUUUCUGUCCACGCGGGUGCAGGACAUAGCACGGCGGACCCAGACGUGCAGAGCAGAGCAGGACGCCCGGUCAGACCCACAGACAACUCGGGCAGGGACACACGAGCUCAGAGCAGCCCCGGCCCUUCCCUGGACCUUCGGGGUCCCCCUGCUGCCCACCGACAGCGUCACACACCCAGACACACGAUACCUCGUUCCACUUUGGCGUCAGGCGGGCUGGGGGCAGCGCCCCGCCCCACAACACUCGAGGCCAAAGGACCCUGGCCCUGAGCCUCCUCCUCCCACCAGGGCCGGGACUCCCCGGCAGCAAGCACCUAGCAGCCCCCUCAGGCCCGGGGUGGACAGGCCCUACACCCCUUUCCGUCCGCUUUGUCACCCCCUUUGGUUCCUUAGGUUCUGUUUUCGUCUCCAGACUGGGGAGGGCGGUGGUCACAGCCCUCAUCCAGAGGCCCAGCCCUGGCUUCUGUCUGGAUUUUGCCCCCCGCCCCAACAAUGCCUUCUCUUCCCCUACUUUUCAUUGUUUAAAAAAAAAAAAAAAAAUCCCAACAGAAGCCAAAGGCCGGAGCCCUGGAAGCCCCUCACCCCUCAGUGGGCCCAGUCAGAACCGAGAAUCGCGAAGCCCCGUCAGACCCAGUGGCCUUCUCCUCCCCGCUGUCCUCUGCGUCCGGUGUCCGGCCACGGCCCCGAUUUGAACGUCCAGCUCUCUCUCCCCACCCCUCCCGGUGUUGUUACUUAAACGUCUGUGGAGCUUCUGCUGCAAGGAACAAAAGAAAAAAAAUCAAAAAAGUAACAAAAAAAAAAA
Molecule: messenger RNA, 1947 nt
Organism: Fukomys damarensis (Damara mole-rat)
Lineage: Eukaryota; Metazoa; Chordata; Mammalia; Rodentia; Bathyergidae
Product: ELAV-like protein 3
Exons: 1
Molecular function (GO): RNA binding
Source: RefSeq, a predicted model, not a curated record